Molecule: messenger RNA, 710 nt
Organism: Cuscuta epithymum
Lineage: Eukaryota; Viridiplantae; Streptophyta; Magnoliopsida; Solanales; Convolvulaceae
Source: the annotation of a GenBank genome assembly
AGGGUGGGUUUCUACUGCUAGGGUUUUUCCUCCGCUAUCGUUUUAUAACGAGAAGUGGCCGUCGCAGGCGGGCUUAGUCGUACAGGGUUUCCUCUUCCGCCAUCAAUUGGGCGGUUUUUUUCUUCUUUUGCUUGGCGAGAUUAAGCGGAGGUAAGAUGAUGCUUAAUCUCUAGCGGCCGAAGGUUGUGCAAGGACAGAAGAUGGAUGCUUGGUCUUUGGCGGCCAAAGGUAUGGACGAAGCGUGUAGCUUGAGGUUGGAACAAAUCUGGAUUCGAGGUAAUCUGUUUUGGUGGCAACAAAGGAGGCUUGGUAGAAAACCUGAUGAAUAACAGGCAACGUGAGGAAGAAGCUUCGGUACUGCUGGAUCGUCCCCCUCCUGAACCGCCGCCAUGGAGUGCAGGAGAGUCUAGGGUUUGGAAGCAUCAUUUUAAUUUUACCGUUUGCUUGCGUUAUAUUUUUCAUUAUCAGGCUGUUUAUUUUUCUGUUGGUUACUUUUAUUAUUAUAAGACUCUUGCAUUAGGAUUGAGUGAGGUUUGGUCUACUUCAAUCGUCUAUAGCUCAGGUUUGCCCAUUAAUGGAUCAACGAGUUAUAUUGCUUGUUUGAAGGUGAUUAACUCUAAGUCUGGUUCGAGGGUUGACGGUUGUUUGUGGUUCCUUACUUAUUUUAUUCCUUUUCUGAAUGCUAAUGCUUUGAUUUCAAUAUAAGUCCC